Molecule: messenger RNA, 1229 nt
Organism: Rhizophagus irregularis DAOM 181602=DAOM 197198
Lineage: Eukaryota; Fungi; Glomeromycota; Glomeromycetes; Glomerales; Glomeraceae
Source: RefSeq, a predicted model, not a curated record
CUCCAUAAUUUACGAAUUUCACUCUCUUUCUUGUAUCAGUAAAUUUUUUUUAACUUUUCAAUUUUUAAAGAAGAAAAUUACUCUCUUUUCAUAUGAUCAUAAUAUAAGGAUGAUAUCCAUUAAAUAUAUAAAAAUAAUAAUAUUAUCUACAAUAUUAUUAUUUAAUACUCUUGUCAAAGGCUAUGAACCAUUGGCCCGUUAUGGUCAUGGUUCAAUUGUUCUUGAAAAUAAUUUAUAUUUCUUUGGAGGUUAUGUAAAAGAAUCUGACGAAAAAGAAAUUAAUACAAAUGAUUUCUUUUAUAUAGAUUUAUCAAAGCAAUUUGACAGUUUAAAUCCACAAUAUAUUGACCUUAAACCGACUUCUAGUCCUCCAGUAAGAUUUAGUCAAGGUUCACUUACACCUAAUAAUCAAGGAACUGGAUUUCAUGUUAUCGGUGGUGUCUUGGAUGAUAUUAAUAAUAAUAAACCAUUUUAUGAUAAUUUUGUUUAUGAAUACGAAGAAACCACAAAUUCAUGGUCCGUACCAAAAAUUACUAAUUCUCCAAAAUAUUCCCAAUUAAAAGAAUUUGUUUCUGUUUUUGAUGAUGGAAAAUCUUAUAUUUUUGGUGGAAUUAACGCUGAUAAUCCAAAAACGAUUUUAGAAAUGCAAAUAUUUGAUAGUGAAUCUUUAACUUGGUCUUUGGCUUCAAAUAAAAUACCAAAUUUACAGGCUUUAUCCGGUUAUACUGCUACUUUACUACCUGAUGGUACUAUUGUAUAUAUUGGAGGUGCAUCUAAUCCCUUAUCCGACAUUUAUAUAUAUGAUACAAGAAAUGAUAUGUGGAAAUAUACGAAAAUUGACGCAGAAGGAAUAGAUCCAAGAAGUGGACAUACUGCGGUACUAGCUUCUGAUAAUCGAAUAAUUGUUUAUGGAGGAGUACGUGAUGAUAAUUCUGAAGCUCUUCCCCAAUUAGUUGUAUUAGAUACAAAUGAUUAUAAAUGGAUAGCCCCAAAAAUUGAGGAGACAGAGUCACGUGCUCAUCAUAUGGCUAAUUUGGUUAACGAUUAUAUGAUCAUUUCAUUUGGUAAAUUUCUACUUUUUUUUUCCAACUUACCGUUUAAGCGUUGCAUACAAUUAUCCGUACUAAUAAAAUAUUUUGUUUUUUAAUAGGUAAAUUUUCGAAAUCUAAUAGUCUUAGCAAUGAGAUACAAAUAUUAGAUACAAGAACAUACGAAUGGGUUGAUUCAAU